This is a messenger RNA of Drechmeria coniospora, 471 nucleotides long. Its product is annotated as ubiquitin conjugating enzyme. The record is from RefSeq and is a predicted model, not a curated record. Gene Ontology annotation, biological process: proteasome-mediated ubiquitin-dependent protein catabolic process; protein polyubiquitination. Gene Ontology annotation, cellular component: nucleus. The coding region runs from base 1 to 471 and encodes 156 amino acids. NCBI's taxonomy places the organism in Eukaryota, Fungi, Ascomycota, Sordariomycetes, Hypocreales, Ophiocordycipitaceae. Gene Ontology annotation, molecular function: ubiquitin conjugating enzyme activity. The transcript has 3 exons.
AUGGCGACACAAAUGCGUGAGAAGCGUGUGGCCAAAGAACGGCAAAAGAUCGAUAAAUUCGGCCUCCCGCCUGGCAUCGAGCUCAUCGAAGGCGACAACCUGAAGCAAUGGCUGCUCGACAUCCGCGUCCUCGAUAACAACCCGCUCUACAAAGGCCAAACCUACCGCCUCAAAUUCCAGUUCCCCCAGUCGUAUCCGAUCGAGCCGCCGGAGGUUACUUUCGACGAAAAUCCGAACCGUCCAGUCCCGAUGCAUCCCCACAUAUAUUCCAACGGCAUCAUAUGCCUCGACCUGCUCGGCAGCCAGGGCUGGAGUCCCGUCCAGAGUGCCGAGAGCGUGUGCAUGAGCAUUCAGAGCAUGCUCACGAGCAACUCCAAGAACGAGCGCCCCCCCGGCGACGAGGAGUUUGUGCGCGGCAACAAGCUGCGGCCGCGGGACAUUGAGUUUCUCUACCACGACAGCUCGGUCUGA